Cladocopium goreaui is the source of this 1477-nucleotide messenger RNA. NCBI's taxonomy places the organism in Eukaryota, Dinophyceae, Suessiales, Symbiodiniaceae. The record is from the annotation of a GenBank genome assembly.
AUGCUGGACCCGUACACAUGUAUCGUCAAGAAGAAUCGAAAGUAUGCCUCUGAAUGCACCGAGGUUCAUUUAGCCAAUCACGGAGCCGACAGCCUCUCGAAGAAUUUCGACCACUUCGGUAAUCUGGAGGUUGUUUGGUUGCAAGGGAAUCAGCUCUCCAGGGUGGAAAACCUUCAGGGCAAUUUUCGAAUUCGCGAGAUCUACCUGCAGAAUAAUCGCUUGGUAUCUCUGGCGGGCUUGCGAACCUUCAAGUUUCUCAAGGUCCUCCUAGCGAGUGGGAACCAAUUGCGAAACCUCGACAAACAGCUGGGCUUGCUUUCGAGGUUUGCCUUCUUGCAGAAGCUCGACCUUUUUGACAAUCCAGUAAGCGAAGAGCCGGACUAUCGCUUGCGACUGAUUUAUCAGCUGCCUCAGGUAGAGAUACUAGAUCAGCAUUCUGUGAAAGUGAAGGAGCGCUUGAAGGCGGAUGAAGUGGUUCCCAACCUGGACAAGGUUUCAGCAGUGAAGGUGGGAAGGCCAAAACCCAAGGAUCAUGGCUUUUCUGUGCUGGAGAGGCAAUGCAUCCGCACGGCGAUGGAGAUUCGACAAAAGCGGAGGAAGGAGGAGGAAGCUCUGCUGAGUCGCAGCAUUCGAGUGGCCCCGGAGGUGUUGCCACCGGACUGCAAAGUCUUCAAGUGGAAUCGCGAGAGAUGGAGUGAUCCAAGGAGGAAAGUUCAACAUGAGCUCACCAGGCCUACUCCCUGGGAAAAAAUGGAGUUACGAAGCUUCAUUGAAAAGAAAUGUGAGAAAAAACAGCUCAACAAGGAAGACGUCCAGGCCCUGGCCAAGGAGCUGUCAGAGAAAGGCCUCGAAGAAUUUGGACGCUUCUUGAAGAGCCACGAAAUCUUUGAAGGGAAUCCCUGGGAGGAAACUUCUCAGGAUACCUCAGCACUUGGAAUGAGCCUCAGGCUGCACAAUGAGAAGAGUGGCCAGGCAGAGGUCCAAGUGCAUCCCCUGGAGAGCUUGCGUCAGGACCCAGAGGCAACGAUGCCGGCGGCCGCUGUGAGUAAUUUGCUCUUGCAGCUGGAAUGGCCUCGAUAUGACGACGACUUCCUGGAGAAGCGUAUUGCGGAGCUGUACGACGACCUACGUCGUGCAGACUUCCAGGGAGACAAAGAAGCCGUGGUCAAGUAUCGAACCCAGGCAUUGAGGUUGGAAGGUGCGAAGAGCCUCAAAGAGCACGUAGAGUUGAAUCGGAAGGAGACAGGCAAGGUCACCGAGAAAGGACGCUUUGAUGUUUUUCCUCAGACAGUCAUACGAUCCAAGCGCCAGAUAGAUGAAAGUACAGGGCGCAUUGUUUUGAAGGUGGGUAUGGAUCUGCGCAGCACCAGUAUGGGAACCAUUCGACGGGGUGUCGCGUAGAGUCUGCGUUUCACUGGCAGAAAUCUCAUGGGAUCUCUGUACCGUUUCACGUAGCUCGUGUUUCACCUGGAGAAAA